GCACACUGAAGUCUUGCACAUUGCUCUCAACUUGACGUCGAAGCUUUCAUAUUGCUAAAUCAGCACGGUUCGAGUUGCAGCGCAGACUUCUGAGCCCGCUGCGGAGUGGCGCUGCUAUACCUGCUCAUCUGGCUAGGAGUCUUCAAUUGCCGUCACAAUGAGUGCAAUUCUAUCUGCAGACGACUUGAACGAUUUCAUUUCUCCCGGAGUUGCGUGCAUCAAGCCUGUGGAAACUCUCCCUGCAAAGGAUCCCUCGAAAACAGAUAACCCCUAUGAAGUGACCACAGAAGACAAAGUGCAGCCUGAAAAUCUUCCACCGGCACAAAUCUCUUUGACUGACUGCCUCGCAUGCUCUGGGUGCGUCACUUCAGCUGAGGCCGUGCUCAUCUCGUUGCAAUCGCAUGCGGAAGUCCUCAACACUUUGGAUGCGCAUCCCGAGUUGCUGAUCAACCGUGAAAAUGGGACAUUAGCACAGGGUCUGGGCACGGACAAUGACGAAGGCCGAGUUUUCGUCGCAAGUGUUAGCCCUCAGGUGAGGGCAAGCCUAGCAGCAACCUAUGGAAUCACGGAGAAGGAAGCAUCAUACAUGAUCCAGCAGUUCCUCAGCGGUCCCCACGGUUUGCGUGCUGGAGGCAAGAAUGGCAGCGGCUUCACAUGGGUUGUCGACACCAAUGUUCUGCGCGAGGCUGUCUUGGUUCUUACGGCGGACGAAGUUGACGAGACUUUGACGACCAACCCCGAUUCCCCUAGCACAAACAGCGCAACCAAUACUCUUCCCAAACGGCCGAUCCUCUCGUCCGCGUGUCCAGGCUGGAUAUGUUAUGCGGAAAAGACACAUCCAUUUGUUCUCCCACAUCUGUCACGACUCAAAUCACCGCAAGCGUUGGCUGGAACCUUUUUCAAAACCGUCCUCAGUAAAUCACUUGGCAUCCCGGCCUCUCGUAUAUGGCAUUUGGCCGUCAUGCCUUGCUUUGACAAGAAGCUUGAAGCCAGUCGUGAGGAGCUUACCGAUGCUUCGUGGCUGUCUGCGAAGGACGAAAACCACACAGCCGUCCGUGAUGUUGAUUGCGUGAUCACCACUCGCGAACUUCUAAGCCUAGCGUCUUCCAGGGGCCUUGCGCUUCCCAACCUACCGUUUAAAUCCCUUCCUCAGUCUUAUAUACCACCAUUUCCAGAUACCACUUUGAACGAAUUUCUGUUCUCAAAGUCUUCCCCAGGACAAUCAAAUGCCGCAGGUACAUCUGGAGGCUACCUCCACCACGUGCUUCAGACUUUCCAAGCACGUAAUCCAGGCAGUGAGAUUGUCACUCAACGAGGAAGAAACGCCGAUGUAGUCGAGUACACCCUCAUGUCGUCGGAGCACACGCCUAUCCUGAAAGCUGCUCGCUAUUACGGUUUCCGCAAUAUUCAAAAUCUUGUUCGCAAGCUGAAACCAGCCCGGGCUUCUCGUCUUCCGGGCGGUAGUCGACGAAUGCCGGUCGGACGGGGCGCUGCGUCUGGUGGUUCUGGCACAGAUUACGCUUAUGUAGAAGUCAUGGCAUGCCCUGGAGGCUGUACUAAUGGAGGAGGUCAGAUACGCAUUGAAGAUGCCCGCGAAGCUAGCUCCAGCGUGCAAUCCUCAACCUCGGGCGAAGUGCCCGACUCCUCGUCGAAGCCGACACCACAUGAGCAACGCGCUUGGCUUGCCCGUGUAGACGAGGCAUAUUACUCUGCGGAGUCCGACUCCGAGUCGGAAGCCGGAAGCCAGUCGCAGCCCCUAACCAUUCUUGAGAAAGAAGACAAAGUCCAUAAUGCCAUGCGUUAUUGGUCCGACUUCAUGGGCAUCCCGCUCUCGAAGCUUGCCUACACCACAUAUCGCGAGGUUGAGAGUGAUGUUGGCAAGUCCCAGCCUGUCGCGAACGAUACUACUCGCGUUGCUGAGCUUGCUGGGAAGAUUGGCGGUGGUUGGUAAAUCUGUUUCUUUUCUUUCACUUAUUUAUGACAUAUACCCUGUGAUGUUUGGAUGACAUGAGCUAUGCGUGCAUUUUCUUCAUCGGGACAACAGUAUUUGCAUUUGGACAGCAAAUUAUAUAGAGAGAUACCAUGUUUGCUGGUGGAAUCGGUGGCAGCACGAUAAGUCGUGGGAGAUGUAUAUUGUGUCUUAUACUAGAUACAAUACAAAAGGC
This is a messenger RNA of Aspergillus costaricaensis CBS 115574, 2165 nucleotides long. RefSeq names its product iron-sulfur cluster assembly protein NAR1 (gene nar1). The transcript has 2 exons. Gene Ontology annotation, molecular function: 4 iron, 4 sulfur cluster binding. Gene Ontology annotation, biological process: iron-sulfur cluster assembly. NCBI's taxonomy places the organism in Eukaryota, Fungi, Ascomycota, Eurotiomycetes, Eurotiales, Aspergillaceae. Gene Ontology annotation, cellular component: cytosolic [4Fe-4S] assembly targeting complex. The record is from RefSeq and is a predicted model, not a curated record. The coding region runs from base 158 to 1951 and encodes 597 amino acids.